Messenger RNA from Eremomyces bilateralis CBS 781.70, 1518 nucleotides. Its product is annotated as alcohol dehydrogenase. The record is from RefSeq and is a predicted model, not a curated record. NCBI's taxonomy places the organism in Eukaryota, Fungi, Ascomycota, Dothideomycetes, Eremomycetales, Eremomycetaceae. Bases 329 to 1378 code for a protein of 349 amino acids. Gene Ontology annotation, molecular function: oxidoreductase activity. The transcript is spliced from 6 exons.
CAUUCAUAUCCCCAUUUAACCUGUUCAAAUAUUUAGGUACGUACCGAGUGCCGAUCAUUCGAUACAACCAUGAGCAUUCGCGGAUCCGUAAUUAUCCCCGAGUUCGUGAGUGGCUUGGGGUUCAUUGGAAAUCAAAGUGGUAUAGAGACUAAUGAUAUGCAUCAUGAUGAUCGGACCCAUGACAGCCGGCCCCCAUAUCGUCAAUACAAUUGAUCAUGUCAGAAUAUAAAAGGGCUGCAGAACUUCAGCGGUCUUCGAAAAGCGCGAAUUAACUCAGUUGACGUUUACAACACAAGCGUUCUAUCCAUCUCACAGAUUCUCGUUCACAAUGGCUCCAAAAUCCAUGAAGCAGUGGUCGUUGCCCGAUUUCAACGGGUUCGACAGUCUGAAACUGGAAGAAGUCCCGGUGCCCGAAUGUGGAGAUGAUCAAGUCCUCGUCAGACUGACUGCCGCUUCUCUGAAUUACCGUGAUCUUAUCAUCUCCAAGGCAAAAUAUCCAUUUCCGACGAAUCCAGGCGUUGUCCCAGGAAGCGAUGGUGCCGGCGUCGUCGAAGCCGUGGGCAAGCGUGUCCGGCUGUUCAAACCUGGCGAUCGUGUUGUCACGCUAUUCAACCAAAGACAUCUGGCCGGACGGCUGACAGACGACAUGAUCUACAAUGGUUCGCUCGGGGGUAAUGCCGACGGUACCCUUCGAGAGUACGGCGUGUUCUCGGAACAUGGGGUUCUAAAGACGCCCAGUAAUUUGAGUGACGUGGAAGCUAGCACGCUGACUUGCGCUGGUGUGACUGCUUGGAACGCGUUGUUCGGUAUGAAAGACCGGGCGAUCAAGCCGGGUGACACCGUUUUGACGCAGGGCACUGGCGGUGUCAGCCUCUUUGCCGUCCAGUUCGCGAAAGCGGCCGGCGCCACCGUCAUCGCAACGACCUCAUCCGAAGAAAAAGCCCAGCGACUCAGGAAGCUCGGCGCGGACCACAUCCUCAACUACAAGGAGAACCCCAACUGGGGCGAAGCAGCGAAGAAUCUGACCCCGAACAAGGUCGGCGUUGACCAUGUGAUUGAAGUUGCCGGCCCAAAGUCCAUGGAACAGUCCCUCGCCGCCGUGAGGAUCGAGGGUGUUAUCACUAUAAUUGGCUUCUUGGGGGGGGUCGUAGCGCAGAACGAGCCCGGAUUUCUCAAUGCGCUAACUCACCAGUGCACUAUCCGAGGAUUGCUGGUUGGAUCACGCCUCCAAUUUGAGGAUAUGAACGCGGCGGUCGAGUCUCAAAACAUCAAACCAAUCGUCGACGAGAGGAUCUUCAAAUUCGAUCAACUGAAGGAGGCAUAUCAGCACAUGUGGGAUCAGAAGCAUUUCGGCAAGGUUGUUGUCAAGUUCGAUUGAUCUGCAAAUAGGAAGAGUUGUCUGGCUUCGUUGCAACUGAUAUUGUCCCCCAAUUAUUGGCUAUAUAGUGGUAAAUAUGCAGGAACGAGCUCCGGUCUAUAGACAUAUUGUUCUUUCUAAGUUACCUCCUGUUCACUGCU